AUGGAAGACGCCGUACAGUUAACCUUUAUUCAUGACAAGGAGGAUAUUCGAUGGCUAAGUGCGGGAAACGCAGCCAGGCACCGCCACUCCAUCUUCACAGAUGUUGAACGCCGAGAUAUGACCCUUCAGAUUGUCUCCUCUGUGCCUCAUCGGAAUCCCGACCAGGCAAUAGUUGAUUUGGAGAGGUUGGAGUCGGAUAUCAGCUGCUCGAAACCAUUCUCUCUUUUUCGGGGACCUUUUGGUGCUUUCAGAUGGCCACAAUCACUCCUGUCCAGUCCACUACCUCCCGAUAGAGACGAGAUACUGCCCUUUUCCAGUGACUGGUUUGAGCAGCUUGAGGAGGUGCCAAGAGAGGAAGAUGUUUCGUUCAGUCUAGACGUCCUAGAUGCUCUAAACCAAGAUAACGGUGAUGAUUUGACGCUAGAAACGCCGAGUCUACAGCCGGCCCAGAGCAUUAAGACAAUCUUCCACGAACCGAGCCUACAAGUAGAGCUCAGUCCCUACUUAUCCGUGGGAAAUGUCGAGGGCUGGAGUCUCCUAUCGCAUUACAAAGACCGAAUCAUCCCAUUGAUAUCCCCUUUGCGCCGUGGGGAGGAGACACCUUGGAUGAGCCUGGUAGUACCAUGCGCAAUGGCAACUUUGGCAGACCUGAUGCUGAAAGGGUCUUCCAACCAUGCACGACUUGCCCUAUUAAACGCCGUAUGGAGCACAAGUGCCUUUCACUUGGGAAAUAAUUCAGUGCCUUGCCUUGAGCAAUGGACAUUUUCGGGAGGAGUCUACUUGACACGGGCUCAGUACCACUUCCAGCGAUGCAUGGAGGAAAGCUGUAUCUCGGUCACAAAGAUCAGCAAAUAUAAGGAGAUCCUCAUGGCAAUACUGAGUCUUUCAAAUGCCUUUAUGAUAAAGGGAGACCCGGAAAUGCGACGCGCCUAUCUUAUCCAAACGGAGAAAUUUAUUUGUAUCAAGGGACUCAGCCAACCGGCGCUGUCAGCCAACAAAAGAGCACUGCAUCACUGUUAUGCUUAUAUGCGCAUUAUGGCUGAGACAACAUGCAUUGCCGAUAGAUUGAGCAACAAUCUGACCGGGCCAAGCGGUGCUUCAAACGAAAACACAAUAUAUGGAGGAGACUUCCGUCUCUACCCGAAUCUAGUCUUUUCGACAACUACAAUGACCAUGGAAAAGGAUCCAGGGAUGGCCCAGCGUGACCUCCACCUUGCGAUACCCGGUCGAUGGAGCUCAACGUUGUUUCCCACACUAUACGGAAUCGAUGAAAUAUUUCUCAUGUUACUGUCUCAAGUAAUUCGCCUUGCCAACGAGCGAGAUUUAUCAAUGAUGUCUGAUGCAGCAGAAAAUCGGCUCAGUCUCAAGGAAUUUUGGACUCGGGCAAAGGGUCUGGAAAGGGCUAUCGAUCAUUUGUUAUCGACUGCAAAUCCAAGCUGCGUUCAAUCUUAUGACGAGGCUCUCCCAGUGGUCACGACUGCAACAGCUCAAGCGAUGUACAUGGCAUUGUCAAUUUUCUUCCAUCGCCGAAUAUACGAAAUUGAUCCUGCAAUGCUCCAAGCCAAUGUCAGUGCAAUUCGGAGCUACCUGAUCCAAAUUCAACAAGAGGAAAGUGAUCAGAAGGAGAGUAACAAUGCUGCGCUGAUAUGGCCCGCUUUUAUCACUGCUUGUGAGGCUGUUAGCCCUGAGUUGCAAGUUUUCUUCUCCUCGUGGUUUGAUAAUUGUGCUCGAACAACAGCCUUGGUUCAUGCAUCGGUGGCUAAGCAGAUAUUUGAGAAGAUAUGGACUAAAAGGCGCGAUGUGAGCGUGUGUGAAGGAAUAUAUAGCUGGCCAGAUAUUUUGCGAGAUGGGGAUAUCAAAUUUAUGUGCAUAUGA
Penicillium concentricum is the source of this 1875-nucleotide messenger RNA. Its product is annotated as fungal specific transcription factor domain-containing protein. Gene Ontology annotation, biological process: positive regulation of transcription by RNA polymerase II. Bases 1 to 1875 code for a protein of 624 amino acids. Lineage: Eukaryota; Fungi; Ascomycota; Eurotiomycetes; Eurotiales; Aspergillaceae. The transcript is spliced from 3 exons. Gene Ontology annotation, cellular component: nucleus. Gene Ontology annotation, molecular function: DNA-binding transcription factor activity; transcription cis-regulatory region binding. The record is from RefSeq and is a predicted model, not a curated record.